This is a messenger RNA of Dermatophagoides pteronyssinus (European house dust mite), 606 nucleotides long. RefSeq lists its product as uncharacterized. NCBI's taxonomy places the organism in Eukaryota, Metazoa, Arthropoda, Arachnida, Sarcoptiformes, Pyroglyphidae. The record is from RefSeq and is a predicted model, not a curated record.
CAAGAAAGCGGAAAAAAUAGGAAAAAGAAAAUAAAAACUCAAUUCGCACGCAAAUACAAUGAGUUAAUAAUCAAGUUGACAACAUAAGGAUGGAUGCUAUAACGACCAAUAAUAAUGUUGAUGACGAUCAACAAUCAAAAUUUAAUUAUCAUCAUCGAAGUAUUUCCAUUGUUUUCAUCGUAUUUGUGAUAAUAUUUUUCUUAUUGAUCAUAAUAUUGAUCAUUUCAUAUGCAUUAUUAUUCCAUACAAUUGCAAAAGAUUCUGAUCAACUAGAUGAUUAUAUUCGUCAUUAUCUACGAAAUUGGCCAAGUAUAAUUAUACAAAUAUUAACGUUUAUGGCAUUAUCAUCUGCUUGUUUAUUGGCUACAUUUGCUGUUUAUCUAUUACGUGAUCAAUAUAAAUGUCGAUCGCUAUUGAAUUGUAACAAUUGUUAUGAAGAACAAACAACGACCACAAUAAUAAAUGUUGAUAAAAAUUGUGAUGAUACAAUCACAAGAAGUUCUAUUAAACCGAUUGAUGAAAGGGGUACGAUUGCCGUUAGCAUUGAUAAACAAAUAACUAUACAUUGAAUACAUUUCAUUUCUAUACUUUUCCAUUCUUAUAGUU